UAUCUCUGCUUUGCCCAGCACCCGCUAUGCUUUGUCGGCCCCGCCCCCCUCCCCGAACGCUACGAGGUGGACCAGGACGAGAUCGAGGUAGAGCACGACCCCCGGUUGCUCGAGCGGCGAUUUGCGAAGUCCGUUGACGUCGUCGCGUGCCGCGCGGCGGGCCGGGCCAGCAAGAGCUCGCAUGCCGACGAAAAACACAAAGACAGCAGGAAGCGCGCCGACAGGGCGGGUGUGGGGGUAGAGGAAGAAAAUGGGCUGAGCGCCAAGAAGUCGCGGCGAAGCGGCGGGGCAAGGGCGUCGGCGACGGUGACAACCGAGGAGGAGGUUGUGGUGGUGGCGGAGGCCUCGGCAUCAUUGCCUUCAAUGCGGGAGGACCCCACCCCGGAGAUCACACUGCCACCGCAGCCACCGCAGCCACCGCAGCCACCGCAGCCACCGCAGCCGCCGCAGCCGCCGCCGCAGCCGCCGCCGCAGCUGAAACCUGAGGCAGAGGCGUCGGCCCAUGCCUCAGCCGUGCGUGUUUCUAAUGUGCCAAAGAGGAAUGGCGCCGCAAAUGACGCGCUGCUGCGCAGUCCGUCGGCCAGCGAGAGGGACGGUGUGCAGCAGAUGUGGUGGGAACGCAUAGCAAACAGCUCAGUGGCGCGUUUCUUCCUUCACAUUGAGCCCCGCACCAAAAGCACCGUGCAACGCCCCGUCUCCACUGUCCACCAGCCGCUCCGUGUGCUCGACCCCAACGACGUUCAGGAGUUUGUUGUUUUCCCGAACACCAGUUGCCGGACCUCCUGUGGGUUCGUUGGAUUCACGCCCUGCAGCAGCAUCCUCCGCGUACGCAUCGUUCCAACAACGCCGAAGGCGGGGCUGUGGUUUUCCGUAAUGUGCGAAGCGGAGUGCUGCACGCGACUUGACAUCUGGCAUUGCUCGGUGAUAGCGGGUCCUGACGCCGACACUGCUUCCUCCGGCCUCUGCCUCAGCGACGGCGCACUGCCGGCGCCCAUGUACAGCGUGCAUGUAGGGCGGCAUGUGGCGGCGUCUAUGGACUGGCUGCCCCUGCCGCUGGAUCGGCCGGAUAACAACACGCUCGGCCUCUGCACCUUUAUCAGGGGCAGGUACCUGGUCUCGACGGUGCUUCCACGCAGCGUGGUGGCUGAGGCCGUCGCCGCGGCGGGAGCGCGCAGUGCCAGUGGCAGGCAUAAUCUCCACUGCCCCAAUGUGGCCGCCGAGGUGUGCGGGGCGACGCUGCUGAAGCGUGAGAUAGAU
Messenger RNA from Trypanosoma rangeli, 1257 nucleotides. RefSeq lists its product as uncharacterized. The transcript has a single exon. Lineage: Eukaryota; Euglenozoa; Kinetoplastea; Trypanosomatida; Trypanosomatidae. The record is from RefSeq and is a predicted model, not a curated record. The annotation marks the transcript as partial.